AUGAUGUGCUCUGGGUAUGCCAGCGUUCCCCAACAACCAAUCACGGCUCUCCCUGCAAAUGUCCAAAUAUUGGGAGCCCCUCCUUCCUCCUUGAAAUUCUACCUGGGCCUUCUCCGUCCUGCUUUGUGUGAGUGUCUUUCACCAUCAUUGCCUGAGGAGUGUGGCAAAUUCUCUGCCUUCUCUGAAAUUCCACCUGGGGCCUCUCCUCCUUGGUCACCUGAUCAAACCUGUCCCCUAAGGGCUAAGCAUGUUUUCUUGAUCAUCUAUUUUACAGUGUUAGAGGCUGCAAAAGCAUUUUUACCCAAAAUUGCCAAAGCUAAUGAAUCUAUUGCUGAGAUGACCCCAGACGAACUCAACAUUGAAAAUGCUGAAAGUGAUGAUGAGCACGUGGAAAUGAAUUUGGCUCUGUACGAAUAUGAAACCAGUGAAGCAUCUUCAGAAGGAGAGACCGAUGAUGAAGUUUAUGAUUUGGGAGAACUUAAUGAAAAUAAUUUUCAAAUACAAAAACGCAACAAAAAACUCAAACACCCAGUUAUUGAAGUUCUGGACUCUUCACAAUCAGAUAAAAACUCUUGA
This is a messenger RNA of Acanthosepion pharaonis, 576 nucleotides long. Lineage: Eukaryota; Metazoa; Mollusca; Cephalopoda; Sepiida; Sepiidae. The record is from the annotation of a GenBank genome assembly.